GCUUUAUGGACACGAGAUUGGCUUGAAAUGCUUGUUUUAGCCAGCUUGGAAGGGAAGUACUCAAAAUUAUUUCUGAGCAUACACUGAGCAUCUUGGCUCUGAGCACUGAAGCUCUGCUGCCAGCCUCUGUGCAACUAAGUACUGUAAAUAUUUAAAUGCUAGAGAUUGGCAGCAACUUUCUUUCAAAGUGGCAAAUGUAAUAGAGGAAAGGCAGCUGGAUGAUGGAUGCUUUCCUUGAACUCUCUGGAUAUUCUCCAUCAGCCAGAUCGUGGAGGCCACAACGGUGCCGUUUUCCAAAAGGAAACAGAUUUUUCUUGAUUUUAUUGCAGGAAAACAUUCUGCUUCUCAUCCAGGAAGCUUCUUUUUCAGUUCAGUUCUUCAGUGCUUUACUUCUUCAGAAGGUCUUCAGAACUGAAGAGGUUUCUUGGGUGAGAAGCGAAAGUUUUUCAAAGAAAGAAACGAGUCCAAAAAGUUGCCUUUUAGAAAAAGCACCCUUGGGCGCUAUCCUGGAAGGCUGAUGUAGAACCUCUACGUUCGGGAUAGCCUGCCUGAAUCCUAGGAGCUGGUGAUUGGGAGAGCAGAGUAGGCUUGAAUGUGGACCUUUUUGGAAGCAAUUUGCCAAAUUUGGGGAUCUUCACCCAACUCAAUAAAGUAAGAAUACUGUUUUUGAUGAAGCUAAAUUGAAGAAGCUGGACAUCUCCAGAUGUUGGUGAAAGACUGCCUCUCUUGUUCUUGGCAGUUGAUCAUACUGGUGUGGGGUGUCCAACAACAUCUGGAGCACUGCAGCUCUUCUACCCUGUAUGAAGGAUCUGAUAAGUUCAUUUGUGAGGGAUAAGCUCCCUUCACCACGGCAAGAGAGAAAACACAGAGUAACAUCAUCAGUGCUAUAGUGUAUAAAUAUCACUGCUGUAGCACUGAAGAUGUUACUAAUUUGGGUAAUGAAACGUCUGCAAGAAAACAACCAAGCUCAGAGAGUGCCACGGACCCCUCAAUUUAACCAUGAGUUACAAAUAUUCUUCUUUAUUGGCAUGAUCAUCAUUUAGAUUAUUUUGUGCCUUUUCAUUUAGAUUAUGUUGGGCUGGAGCCGGGAUAGGCAACCUUGGCUCUUUUAUGACUCGUGGACUUCAACUCCCAGAAUCCCUGAGCCAGCAUGGCUAGAAGAUAAAGACACGUGUGCCAUGAAGUUAGAUUGGAAUCAGAAUGCCCAUCAACUUCUCAAAUUAUAUCUGGAGGGCAGAAUCAGAUGGUUUUCUGGAAGCGUCCUACAGCCCACUAUUCUUCCACCCUCACGUCAAAGGAUCCCAGAUUUUUAUGGAUGAAUCUUGCUGUACAGUAAGUAGAAUGGACACCUUCCAUGAUGGCAUCGUCUUCUCCAACCGACCCGUAGAACUUUAUGAGAAAGUGACUUUGAAAAUCUUACAAGUCGACCAGAAAUGGCAGGGUGGCCUACGGGUGGGCUUCACCUGGAAAAACCCUUGCCUUCGCUUUGGUCCCUUGCCUCCAUUUGUGUGCCCAGACUUGGUCAUCCAAGGGAAGACUUGCGCAGGUGUUGUACCAGAUGAAUAUAUAGCAGAAGAUAACAUUAUCAGCUUCUGGGUGGACGGCCAGGGCUGUGUUUUCUGCAGCAUCAACCUUGAGGCUGAAAGAUCCCUCCUCUUCAAGGGUGUCUCGGUUCAGUCUCCUCUCUGGGCUGUUGUGGACGUCUAUGGAAGAACCAAAGCAGUCCAACUUCUCGAUUCCCCCAGCCUGGGCUUCCAGGGAGGAGCUGAAGAAAGCACUGCGGAAGAUUGCAUGGUCUGCUGUGAGUCUCAGGCCAGCACCAUGAUGUUCCCUUGCUGCCACACCGGCUUCUGCUCCAGCUGCUCCUUGAAGAUUUUCAGGACCAGCGGCCGCUGCCCUCUCUGUCGGGAGAAGGUGAAGAAAAUCCUCCAGAUCUCCACUUUGGCAGAGAGCGAGGGCCUGCCAAGCUGGUUGGGAAAAUCAGUGAGUGACAGUUCCCUGCGGUGACAAAACGUGCACUAUUGCGGUGUGCCAGAAAUAUGUCAGUCCUAGCAGGAAAAGGCAAGAAUUGGAGGGUCGAAGAAAGCAAUCGGGAAGAAACCCCCCCCCAAAAAAGGCGGGAAAAAGCAGUGUUUGGUUAAAAGGGACAGAAGCAAUGAAUAAGGAUGUUAGAGGGAUAAAUGAUCUGAUCGCUGAAAGCACUGGAGACGCACAUAGGAUAUGCGAGAAAGCAGCAUCCAAAAACUUUUUGUUUUUUAAAAAAAGACGGUGGUCCUCACACUCGCCCGCUGGCACAAGAUUGAUAAGCUUUGAAACUUACUUCCAGGACUUUCCCAGCAGGGGCAUCACCAGCCCUGUCUGCUCUCAGAGCCACAAGAAUUAGUGGAAGGGCUUAUUGAAAAUUUCUAAGGCUACGCCAGCCGUCAAAAAAUGUUAUUAGCCAGGGAAUUCUUCCUGGGCAAAAGACAAUUGACAGGUUAAUCAAAACCUUUGGAAAUUCUGCUUAAAUCUGCUACCUGUCUUGGCUUGCUUGUGAUAUUGAUGUUGCCUGAGAAUGAGAGAAUUUUAUCUUUCAGAAAACACAAUCUUAUUCAACCAAACAGCUGCGGCCUUCGGGAAGAGGGGGAGUAUGACCAGGCUUGUAAAUAAACAGCGUUGCAAGAACAAACAGUCAAAUUCCAAACUUAAGGAGUCACCAGAAGGAGCGAAGAGACAUUAAAAGAGGAAUUCUUGAAAGCGAAAAACUCUUUAUUGUUUCUCCUGCUCAGUGAGAUGGGAACUCCUUUUGCAGGAAACAUCUGGAGAUUUAGGCCUUCCAGACCAAAGACAAAGGGAUAAUUUCCUGUGAUUCGUUGUUACAAGAUCAAAAUCAAACCAUCUCAAAGUCGGCAGGGCUUGUACGUUGAGUACAUUGAAAGCUAAGAGGGAGAAAAUAAAUAAACAGACAAACAAACGCCUCUUGCAAUCUUAAAUGAUCAAGUUUUGGCAGAGGUUUCUUGACCAGAGGCACUAUGUUGAGUAUCUUUUGGCCUAUGAAGAUUGCAAAAAUGGUGCAAGCUUUCUGGUUUUUCCAGACCCCUUUAGGCGCAAUCCAACUAUCCGUCAUAGCUGUGUCAUAUCAUGUCAUAGUCUAAAACAAAAUUGGGUCCUGGCCUUAUGCGAAAAUCAAAGUUUGCCCAGAAAUCCCUCAUUCUCGCAUUUUGGGGAAUUAAAAAAGAAAUCAUUUAUUAAACUUAAAACAGUUCUAUCUUCUGAACGACAGACAUUUCUUAACAGAGUGGGGUAGGUACAUGGUGGGUACUGAUAACUUUCUGCCUUGGAAGAAAAAUGAAUGACAAUUGCAAUUGAAUUGUUUUCAAUCUUCUCUUAAAAGACACAAGUCAGAACCAAUAAAAAAAAUCAGUAAUAUAAUGCUGUGAAGAAUUCAGAAUAGAAACAACUGGAAAUUUGAAGUAUUUUAGAGUAGAUUUUCUAAAUGGCAAGAAGUCAACCUAUAUCAUCGGUUUCUGUUAAUGAUGUUCUUUUUUGUACUUGCUUCUCUGUAAAAAUCUGUAAUUUCUAGAAAGAAUUUGUAAUAAACCAUUGAGAUAUCA
Messenger RNA from Crotalus tigris (Tiger rattlesnake), 3593 nucleotides. RefSeq names its product neuralized E3 ubiquitin protein ligase 3 (gene NEURL3). The transcript is spliced from 3 exons. Gene Ontology annotation, biological process: ubiquitin-dependent endocytosis. The record is from RefSeq and is a predicted model, not a curated record. NCBI's taxonomy places the organism in Eukaryota, Metazoa, Chordata, Lepidosauria, Squamata, Viperidae. The coding region runs from base 1201 to 2007 and encodes 268 amino acids. Gene Ontology annotation, cellular component: early endosome. Gene Ontology annotation, molecular function: ubiquitin protein ligase activity.